Mercenaria mercenaria is the source of this 958-nucleotide messenger RNA. RefSeq names its product brain protein I3-like. The coding region runs from base 123 to 392 and encodes 89 amino acids. NCBI's taxonomy places the organism in Eukaryota, Metazoa, Mollusca, Bivalvia, Venerida, Veneridae. The transcript has 4 exons. The record is from RefSeq and is a predicted model, not a curated record.
GUACCUUUAAUUGUUCAUUCUAAAAUCAUUAUAAUCAUUUUUUUAAAGAUUGGAUGGUUAUUAAUGCGUGUAGAUAAUUACGGGAGUCUUAUAUUGCUAAGUAACAAGAUUUGGAGUCAAGUAUGUCAGUAGCUCAACAACCCCCACCUCCUUAUGGAUAUGGACAGCCUGUUUAUGGACCACCACCCACUAGUAAUGUAGUUGUGGUAACUCAGCCUGGUGCUGGUAUGACAGCAAGACCAGGAACCUGCAGACAUUGUGGGAUUGGCUAUCCGCACAGCACAUAUUCAGUUAUGGGGAUCCUGUUGGCAAUUCUUUGCUUCCCAAUUGGCAUACUUUGCUGUUUGAUGCUUACAGAAACGCGUUGCUCACAUUGUAGAGCACUGCUGUAAACUGACUGUCUGGUGGGCAUACAGAGUCACGUUGCUCACAAUGUAGAGCGCUGCUGUAAAUUGACUGUAUGGUUACGCUGCUCUGUAUAACAUGUUUCAUGUGCAGACUUUUGUAGAUUGGAUGAUAUCAAAAAUACUUUUAUUAAUAUUCACAAGCAGUGUGACUCUUCAGAUUUAAUACAUUUGUUCAACAAUUUAAAAUUGUUGAUGUUAGUCAGUACUGUCCAUAAAUAUAAUAAAUCAAACUUCACAGAAAAGGCUGCUGUCUAUAGAAUCAGGAAAUAAAAGUGAUGCAAAAGAAAUCUGGUCUACAGUAUGACAACUACCAUGCAUAUGAUAUGUCUUUGUGUCUGAAAUCAUUCGUCCUCCACCUCUGAUAAUUCAUGUGGGGUAGUUGGCAGUUACUUGCAAAAACAUUAGAUUAGUUAAAGGUUGUCAGUCUAAUAUUUAAAAUUAGGCAGUGUUUAUAGCUGUUUUCACUUUUUUAUAUUCUGUUUGAAUUAUUUAAGGAACAAAAUGACCCAUGACAUAUUGUUAGGUCUCUAUUAAAAAUGUAUGUUUUAUUA